Molecule: messenger RNA, 447 nt
Organism: Hipposideros armiger (great roundleaf bat)
Lineage: Eukaryota; Metazoa; Chordata; Mammalia; Chiroptera; Hipposideridae
Gene: WFDC5
Product: WAP four-disulfide core domain 5
Exons: 4
Coding region: 1-372 (123 amino acids)
Cellular component (GO): extracellular region
Molecular function (GO): peptidase inhibitor activity
Source: RefSeq, a predicted model, not a curated record
AUGAGGGCCCAGAGCCUCCUCCUCCUGGUGGCCUUCCUGGCUUUGGGGAGUCAGCUGCCCGCUGCCUCGGGCAGGAGGAAGAGAGUGAAAUCUGGGGGAUGUCCACCGGACGAUGGGCCCUGCCUCCAGUCGGUGCCUGACCAGUGCGUAGAUGAUAGCCAGUGUCCCUCAAAGAUGAAGUGCUGCUCCCAAAGUUGCUUCCGCCAGUGCGUCCGUAGGGUUGCAGUUAAGCUGGGCACCUGCCCGGAGGAACGAUUCUACUGCCUCAGCCCCAUUCAGCACCUGUGUCACAACGACUCAGACUGCCGGGGCAAUAGUCGGUGCUGCCUCGGCGCCUGCGGCCGGGACUGCCGAAGCCCUGUCGGAGGCUAAUUCUGGUUUAGGAUCCAUGGCUCUGAACCUCAGGAUGGGGUUCCCAGCAGGAAGAGAUGACGAUGGAGGGGCCUG